This is a messenger RNA of Calidris pugnax (ruff), 1243 nucleotides long. It is a transcript of the gene USP50, whose product is annotated as ubiquitin specific peptidase 50. NCBI's taxonomy places the organism in Eukaryota, Metazoa, Chordata, Aves, Charadriiformes, Scolopacidae. Gene Ontology annotation, molecular function: cysteine-type deubiquitinase activity. Gene Ontology annotation, cellular component: dendritic spine; extrinsic component of plasma membrane; midbody. The coding region runs from base 140 to 1243 and encodes 367 amino acids. The transcript has 7 exons. Gene Ontology annotation, biological process: protein K48-linked deubiquitination; protein K63-linked deubiquitination; endosome organization. The record is from RefSeq and is a predicted model, not a curated record.
CGGGAGAGGUGAUGGUACGAAGAGCAGCAGGCAAGAGACAGCUCCCCUGAGGUGGGGCGAGCACAGGCCGGUGCCUUCCCGGCCGUCUGUGUCCCACCGACCCAACGCGCUCUCUCCUCGGAGUCGGCGUUUCUUGGAGAUGGCUGUAAAGGAUGGAAUUAAGCAUUUUCAUAGGAGACGGGUCUAUAGUAAGUGUAAGUAUGGCUGCAUUUGCUCGGAAGGUGUGAAGAACUCCUGCAGGGCACCGAUGGAGGAGACACGGAGCCGGUGCCCAGGGCUCACCGGCCUGAGGAAUCUGGGCAACACGUGCUACAUGAACGCCAUCUUGCAGUGUCUCUGCAGCCUGCCCCAGCUCAUGGAGUAUUUCCUCUCGGGAAAGCACAAAACAGCCCAACGCAAGGAGAUUGGCCAGUCUGCGAUUGCCUUUGGCUGCUUGAUGUCCAACAUGUGGUUUGGAGAGUUUGACACCGUUUCCCCGGAGGUUUUUCACUCGGUCCUGGAGAGGCGGUACCCAGCGUUCAGGAGGGCGACUCAGCAGGACGCCCAGGAGUUCCUGAUCUGUGUGCUGAACGAGCUCCACGAGGCUCUCAAGUCAAGCGAAAGGAGGUGCAUAACGGAUGCAAAAGCGAGCAGAGAGAGUGUCAGUGAAACAUCAAUCAUCACACAGUUAUUUGAGGGCCAGCUCAGUUACGAGAUCACGUGUCUGGAGUGCAAGACCACCACCGAGAGACCCGAGAGCUUCACCGUUCUGUCCCUGCCUGUCCCUUCUAAGAGCGUGUGCUCUCUGGGGGACUGUCUCAAAUGCUUCUUUCAGCAAGAUACACUGACUUGGAACAACCAAAUCCACUGUUCGUGGUGUGGAACGAAACAAGAUGCUGUGGUAAAGGCCACUCUUACCAAGGCACCGCAGAUCAUUAUUUUUCACCUAAAGAGGUUUGAAUGGCAAGACAAACACAAAGGGAAGCUCUCAACCACCAUCUGCUAUCCACUCAGCAACCUGGACCUCUCUCCUUACAUGGCCCGGCCCGGCCGCAGGGACGCAGAGUACCGCCUCUGCGCUGUCGUGAACCACUCUGGUUUUCUGGAUGAUGGCCACUACACGGCGUUCUGCGAGCACUCGGUCACCAAAAGCUGGUACAGGUUUGAUGAUGAUCACGUCACCGAGAUCCCAGACUCCUUAGUGCAGAGUGACACAGCUUAUCUCCUGUUCUACACCUGCCAAGGCCUUCCCUGCACCCAUUAG